CGGAGCGUUCACACACACAGCUCCGGGGCUCAGAUGGAGGGAGGGGACAGCAGCUCUUCACCUGCAGGACAACGCACUCUGACAGACCCGGACCCGGAGCCGAACCCGGACCCGGACCCGGAGCCCCGCUCAGCUGCUCCCUCAGCGACCCCUCUUUGAAUCCCGCUCCUGGACCAGCUGCGGUUCGCUGUCAUGCACAACCCGGCAGUGAGUCCGUGAAUGCGCCUCUCUGGACCUCAGCUGCUGCUGCAUCGGGACUGAACUUUUCUUUCUUUUUAGUUUUAGUUCUUUUUGUUUUUUAGUUUCUUUUCCACAGAGAAAGUUUGUGCGCGUGGAUCAGCUGCAGGAUGUCGGACUCAGCCUCCAGUUUCCUCCACAUCGGGGACAUCGUGUCUCUUUACGCGGAGGGCUCCGUGAACGGCUUCAUCAGCACCCUGGGGUUGGUGGACGACCGCUGUGUGGUUGAACCAGCUGCUGGAGAUUUGGAGAAUCCUCCGAAAAAGUUCAGAGACUGCCUGUUCAAGGUUUGUCCCAUGAGUCGUUACUCGGCUCAGAAACAGUUCUGGAAAGCCAAACAAGCCAAACAUGAGAAGGACAAGAUUGCCGACGUCGUCCUGCUACAGAAGCUACAGCAUGCGUCCAACCUGGAGCAGAAACAGAACGAGACAGAAAACAAGAAAGUCCACGGAGAUGUGGUCAAAUAUGGAACCGUCAUUCAGUUGCUCCACAUGAAGAGUAAUAAAUACCUGACGGUGAACAAGCGUCUGCCGGCUCUGCUGGAGAAGAACGCCAUGAGGGUGACUCUGGACGGGACCGGGAACGAGGGCUCCUGGCUCUUCAUCCAGCCCUUCUGGAAGCUCCGCGCCAACGGGGACAACGUGGUGGUGGGAGAUAAAGUGAUCCUGAACCCGGUGAACGCCGGCCAGCCGCUGCACGCUUCAAACUACGAGCUGACCGACCACCCAGGAUGCAAAGAGGUCAACUCUGUGAACUGCAACACCAGCUGGAAGAUCAACCUGUUCAUGAUGUUCAGUGACCACAGAGAGGAAGUCCUCAAAGGAGGCGACGUGGUUCGUUUGUUUCACGCUGAGCAGGAGAAGUUUCUCACCUGCGAUGAGUACAAGAGUAAACUCCACGUGUUCCUGCGGACCACGCUGAGGCAGUCAGCGACGUCAGCGACCAGCUCCAAUGCUCUCUGGGAGGUGGAGGUUGUCCAUCACGACCCGUGCCGUGGGGGGGCGGGACACUGGAACAGCCUGUACCGCUUCAAACACCUGGCCACCGGAAACUACCUUGCUGCUGAGGAGAACCCUGGGUACAAAGGAGACAGUCCAGACUUGUCGUCUUCGAUGGACAGCAGCCGUAGCAACAAGCGUUCCCAUGGUGAGAGGAUCAAGUACAAACUGGUCGCCGUGCCGCACGGGAACGACAUCGCUUCGCUGUUCGAGCUCGACCCGACCACGCUGCAGAAAACCGACUCCUUCGUUCCACGGAACUCAUACGUUCGGCUGAGACAUCUUUGCACCAACACCUGGAUCCAGAGCACCAACGUGCCCAUUGAUAUCGAGGAGGAGCGACCCAUCAGACUCAUGCUUGGAACUUGUCCCACUAAAGAGGACAAGGAGGCGUUCGCCAUCGUCUCUGUUCCUGUGAUGGAGAUCAGAGACCUGGACUUCGCCAACGAUGCCAGUGCCAUGCUGAGCACCGUGGUGGACCAGUUCAACAAGGGCUUCAUCAGCCAGAACGACCGCAGGUUCGCUAUCAAGCUGCUGGAGGACGUGGUUUUCUUCGUGGCCGACGUGUUGAACAGCGGUCAGCCGGUCCUGGACGUGGUCAUGUCCAAAGCCAACCGAGAGAGACAGAAACUGAUGAGAGAGCAGAACAUCCUCAAACAGAUCUUCGGUAUUCUAAAGGCCCCCUUCAAGGACCGGGGAGGUGGGGAGGGUCCUCUGCUUUGUCUGGAGGAGCUGGCUGACCAGAAGAACACCCCCUACCAGUACAUGUUCAGGCUCUGCUACAGGGUCCUGCGACACUCCCAGGAAGACUACCGCAAGAACCAGGAACACAUCGCCAAGCAGUUCGGCGUGAUGCAGAGUCAGAUCGGCUACGACAUCCUGGCCGAGGACACCAUCACCGCCCUGCUGCACAACAACCGCAAACUGCUAGAGAAACACAUCACCAAGACCGAGGUGGAGACCUUCGUCAGCCUGGUCCGCAAGAACCGAGAGCCCAGGUUUCUGGACUACCUGUCAGACCUGUGCGUGUCCAACAAUGUCGCCAUCCCCGUCACCCAGGAGCUCAUCUGUAAAUGUGUUCUGGACCCCAAAAACCAGGACAUCCUCAUCAAGACAGAACGUCGUGUGUCCAAAGAUGCGCACCCUGGUGGCAGUCAGGGAGAGUACUUGGGGAUGGAUGACUACGGAGAGGAGGACGAGGUUUGGCUCGUGUGGACAGACAAGACCAAUGAGCAACAAGAGAAGAGCGUCAGGCAGCUGGCCCAGGAAGCAAGACAAGGGAAUGCUCAUGAUGAGAACGUCCUCACCUACUACAGGUACCAGCUGAAGCUCUUUGCCCGGAUGUGUUUGGACCGUCAGUAUCUGGCCAUAGACGAGAUCUCCAAGCAGCUUGACGUGGAGCUCAUCUUCCUGUGCAUGAUGGACGAGACGCUGCCCUUUGACCUAAGAGCUUCCUUCUGCCGCCUCAUGCUCCAUGCCCACGUAGACCGGGACCCCCAGGAGCUGGUGACCCCCGUCAAGUUCGCCCGCCUCUGGACGGAGAUUCCUACCUCCAUCACCAUCAAAGAUUACGACUCCAACAUGGACGACAGCAGAGACAACAAGAAGAACCGUUUCUCCAACACCAUGGUGUUCAUGGAGGAGUAUCUGAACAACGUCCUGAACGACGAGCUGCCCUUCCACAACGAGGAGAAAAACAAGCUCACAUACGAGGUGGUGAGUUUGGCCAGACACUUGAUCUACUUUGGCUUCUACAGUUUCUUUGAGCUGCUCAGACUCACCAGGACCCUCCUGGGCAUCAUCGACUGUCGCCCCCCUCCUGGACACACCGGGGUUUUAUUCCAUGAUGACGCCUCAGGGAAGAAUGUGAAGCGUUCCAUACAUGGCAUGGGUCAGAUGAUGUCCACCAUGGUCCUCAACAGAAAACAGUCCAUAUUUGGAGGCGCGGGCGCCAGAGGGGCGGGGCUUGUACUUGAUGGACAGAGAGGCGGUAAAGACAGUAUUGACAACUUGGACCUGACAGUGAUGGACACCAAGCUGAAGAUACUGGAGAUACUACAGUUCAUCCUGAAUGUUCGUCUGGACUACCGCCUCUCCUUCCUCCUGUCCGUCUUUAAGAAGGAGUUUGUGGACGUUUACCCGAUGGCUGAUGCUGACGCUACAACCAACAUGGAGCACGCAGCCACCAUCAACCUGCAGCACAUUGGAGAACAGGCCGAGGCCAUGUUUGGAGUUGGUAAGGGGAACAGUAUCCUGGAGGUGGAUGAUGAAGGUGGUCGUAUGUUCCUACGAGUGCUGAUCCACCUCACGAUGCACAACUAUGCUCCUCUGGUGUCCGGAGCUCUGCAGCUGCUCUUUAGACACUUCAGUCAGAGACAGGAAGUGCUGCACACCUUCAAACAGGUCCAGUUGCUGAUCUCGGGUCAAGAUGUGGAGAACUACAAGUUGAUCAAAGCAGACCUGGACCGCCUGAGGACGCUGGUGGAGAAAUCUGAACUGUGGGUGGAGAAGAAAAGCUCUGGAGGAGGAGACGGGAAGAAGGACAAGAAGGACAAGAAGGAGAAAGGAGAGGGGACAGCAGAGGACACAACGCCCACAAAGGAGAAACUGGAGAAGGGUAACGAGAACUACCAGAAAGUCAAAGAGAUCCUGGAGAGGUUGAAUAAGAUGUGCAGCAGUGGAGUUUGGAAGAAGCAGCAGAGGUUGUUGAAGAACAUGGGAGCUCAUAAAGUCAUGCUGGACCUGCUGCAGGUCUCCUACGACCAGAACGAUGUGAAGAUGCAGGAGAUCAUCAGGUACACUCACCUGUUUCUGCAGAAGUUCUGCAUGGGGAACCAGGAAAACCAAACCCUGCUGCACAAGAACCUCAACCUCUUCCUCAACCCCGGGCUCCUGGAGGCCGAGACCGUGCAGCACAUCUUCAGCAACAACUACCAGCUGUGCAGCGAGAUCUCAGAGAGCGUCCUGCAGCACUUCAUCCACUGCCUGGCCACGCACGGCCGCCACGUCCAGUACCUCAACUUCCUCCACACCAUCAUCAAGGCCGAGGGCAAGUACGUGAAGAAGUGUCAGGACAUGAUCAUGACCGAGCUGACUAACGCGGGCGAGGACGUGGUCAUCUUUUACAACGACAAAGCCUCCUUUAACAUCAUGUUGGAGCUGAUGGCGGAGAGCAGGGAGGGGGUCGGCGAGAACAGCCCACUCAGGUAUCACAUCUCUCUGGUGGAGCUGCUGGCGGCCUGCGCCGAGGGAAAGAACGUCUACACGGAGAUCAAAUGCACCUCGCUGCUGCCCCUAGAGGACGUGGUGAGAGUGGUGACCCACGAGGACUGCAUCACCGAGGUGAAGAUCGCCUACGUGAACUUCGUCAACCAUUGCUACGUGGACACGGAGGUGGAAAUGAAGGAAAUCUACACGUCCAACCACAUCUGGAAACUGUUCCAGGACUUCACCGUGGACAUGGCUCGAGUCUGUAACAAACGAGAGAAGCGUCUUUCUGACCCGAUCCUGGAGAAGUACAUCAUCAACGUGGUGUUUGACACCAUCAACGCCUUCUUCAGCUCCCCGUUCUCUGAGAACAGCACAUCCCUGCAGACUCAUCACACCAUCGUGACCCAGCUGCUCCAGUCCUCCGUCCGGCUCCUGGACUGUCCCUGGUUACAGCAGCAGCACAGAGGACAAGUGGAGGCCUGCAUUAAGACGCUGGCUAUGACGGCGAAGAGUCGGUCCAUCGCUCUCCCUCUGGACCUGGAGUCUCAGAUCAGCUCCAUGUUGUCCAGCUCCGCUCUGAACUCGCUGUCCCGCUCCAACCCGAACUACAAAUCCUCGCUGCGCUCGUCCCGACCCAGCGCCCCCAGCAACCCCUGGGACUACAAGAACAUCAUCGAGAAGCUGCAGGACAUCAUCAACACUCUGGAGGAGCGUCUGAAGCCUCUGGUCAACGCUGAGCUCUCGGUGCUGGUGGAUGUCCUCCACCAGCCGGAGCUGCUCUUCGUUGAAGGAACCGACGCUCGGCAGCGCUGCGAGUCCGGAGGCUUCAUCUCCAAGUUGAUCCAGCACACCAAGGCCCUGAUGUCCACGGAGGAGAAGCUGUGCAUCAAAGUCCUGAGGACGCUGCAGGAGAUGCUGAUCAGGACUCUGGACUUCGAUGAAAAGGGAAUCUCUCUGAGGAAAGUUCUACUGCAGAACUACUUGUUCCCAAACAAGAAGAACAACCCGAAGAACGACUUGGCCGAGCUCGGAGCUGCAGGUGCAGAGCAGGAGCGGGACUGGGCGGCCGUGGCGGCCGUUCAGUGUCGUCUGGACCGAGAAGGAGGAACAAAGCUGUUCACAGAUUUAGUGAUGAGCACCAAGAACGACAAGAUCUUCCAGGAGAGCGUCCAGCUGGCCAUCUGUCUGCUGGAGGGGGGCAACACCGAGAUCCAGAACUCCUUCUACAAACUGAUGAUGGGCGACAACAAGUCUGAGAAGUUCUUCAAGGUUCUUCACGACCGGAUGAAAGAAGCUCAGACCGACAUUAAAGCCACGGUCUCAGUGAACGUGGGAGAGAUGACACACAAGGCCAACGAGAAGGAGCUGGAGAGCGCUCUGGUUCUUCCUGGUCCUGGUCAUCCUCUACUGGUCCAGGGUCCGUCCAUAGCCCCGGUAGCAGGCACCUCCGUCCUACCAGCCCAGUCUGCAGCAGAGGAGAGGGAGGUGGAGGCGGAGAUGGGGCCGGCCGUCACCAUCAUGAAGCCCAUCCUGAGGUUCCUCCAGCUCCUCUGUGAGAACCACAACCAGGACCUGCAGAACUUCCUACGCUGCCAGAACAAUAAGACCAACUACAACCUGGUGUGUGAGACCCUCCAGUUCCUGGACAUCAUGUGUGGCAGCACCACCGGCGGCCUGGGCCUCCUGGGCCUCUACAUCAACGAAUCCAACGUCCACCUGAUCAUACAGACCCUGGAGACCCUCACCGAGUACUGCCAGGGCCCCUGCCAGGAGAACCAGACGUGCAUCGUGACCCACGAGUCCAACGGCAUCGACAUCAUCACGGCUCUGAUCCUGAACGACAUCAGCCCUCUGUGUCGCUACCGGAUGGAGAUGGUGCUGCAGCUGAAGGACAACGCCUCCAAGCUGCUGCUGGCUCUGAUGGAGAGUCGCCAUGACAGCGAGAACGCAGAGAGGAUCCUGUUCAACCUGAGGCCACGAGAGCUGGUGGAGGUGAUAAAGAAGGCCUACCAGCAGGACGGUGAGUAUGACGAGGCCGAGGUUUCUCCCCGAGACGUCGGACACAACAUCUACAUCCUGGCUCAGCAGCUGGCGAGACACAACAAAGUCCUGCACAACCUCCUGAAACCACAGAAGAAGAGUAAAGAGGGAGAGGAGGGCAUCUCCUCCAUGUUGAACCUGAACAAUCGUCCUCUGUCCCAGAUGUUGACGUCUUCAGCUCCAGCUGCUGAGGUAGAAACGGACCCACUGGAGUACUACGAGCAGCUGACGUCCCAAAUAGAGAUUGUGCGGGAGGACCGCAGCAUGGAGCAGAUUGUGUUUCCUGUUCAUCCCAUCUGUGAGUUUCUGACCGAGGAGUCAAAGUUCAGGGUGUUCAACACCACAGAGCAGGACGAGCAGGGGUCAAAGGUCACGCACUUCUUCGAGCAGACGUCCUUCCUGCACGGAGAGAUGGAGUGGCAGAAGAAGCUGAGGAGCAUGCCGCUGCUCUACUGGUUCUCCAGGAGGAUGACUCUGUGGGGCAGCAUCUCCUUCAACCUGGCCGUCUUCAUCAACCUCAUCAUCGCCUUCUUCUACCCCUACGACUCCGGACAAGUGGGGGCCAUAGACGACUCUCUGCUGCUGAUGCUCUUCUGGAUCCUGACCGGUCUCUCAGUCCUGGGUUUGUUCUCUCAGCGUUACGGCCUCCAGCCGCUCACCCUCGCUCUGAUCCUGCGCUCCAUCUACCACCUGGGCAUCGGCAACACCCUCAUCCUGCUGGGGUCCCUCAACCUGGUGAACAAGGUGGUGUUUGUGGUGAGCUUCGUGGGGAACAACGGGACAUUCAUCAUGGGCUACAAGGCCAUGGUGAUGGACGUGGAGUUCCUCUACCACCUGGCCUACGUCCUGACCUCCACCCUGGGACUCUUCGUUCACGAGCUCUUCUACAGCAUCCUGCUGUUUGACCUGAUCUACCGGGAGGAGACUCUGUUCAACGUGAUCAAGAGCGUGACUAGAAACGGUCGCUCCAUCCUCCUGACAGCGCUGCUCGCCCUCAUCCUCGUCUACCUCUUCUCCAUCGUCGGCUUCCUCUGCCUGAAGGAGGACUUCAUCAUGGAGGUGGACCCUCUGCCUCGCAUCGCUGCAGAGAACGGAGCUUCUCAGGAUUUCAUGAAGUCGUGUGCAGCAGAUGGAGUCAGCUGUACGUCUGAGACCAGCGGCGUCGCUGAGGAGGACGAGGAGGUGAACUCUGAGCGAGCCUGCGACACUCUGCUCAUGUGCAUCGUCACCGUGUUGAACCACGGACUGAGGAACGGAGGAGGAGUCGGCGACGUUCUCCGCAAACCGUCCAAGAACGAGCUGCUGUUUCCGGCGCGCGUCGUGUACGAUCUGCUCUUCUACUUCAUCGUCAUCAUCAUCGUCCUCAACUUGAUCUUCGGCGUCAUCAUCGACACGUUCGCCGACCUGAGGAGCGAGAAGCAGAAGAAGGAGGAGGUCCUGAAGACCACGUGUUUCAUCUGUGGUCUGGAGAGGGACAAGUUCGACAAUAAGACGGUGUCGUUUGAGGAGCACAUCAAGCUGGAGCACAACAUCUGGAACUAUCUCUACUUCAUCGUUCUGGUGCGUGAGAAAAACAAGACGGACUACACGGGCCCAGAGAGCUACGUAGCCCACAUGAUCAAGAACAACAACCUGGACUGGUUUCCACGGAUGCAGGCGAUGUCUCUGGUGGUAACCGACGGCGACGGGGAGCAGAAUGAGAUGAGGAUGUUACAGGACAAACUGGCGUCAACCAUGAAGGUGGUGACGACGCUGACGUCACAGCUGACGGAGCUGAAGGAGCAGAUGACCGAGCAGAGGAAGAGGAGGCAGAGGAUGGGCUUCGUCGACGCCCAGUCUGGAGCCGGCGCCGCGCUGCCCCCUAGUGCCGCAGGAGGAAACCACCAGAUAUACAAGACAUAGAGAGACUGAUGAACACACUACGCAGUCAGAAAACACUAGAACACAACAUGCAGCUGACGUCACAGACAUCAUGGGAACGUUAAGUUUAGCUGAUCUGAGUCUUUUAUCUCAGGAUGUUAGUCCUUCAAUGCUUCGUCAGCUCCUUUCCUCCUGAUUUCACAAACAUUUAGACACAGAAAUAAUUAGUGAAACUCUCUGGUUGUCAGCAUCAAACCAAACUUCAUCAGCAUUAAUAUGAAUCUGGUGUAUUAGGAAAUACUUUCAUUAAUCACAGGAUGCUUAUGAAGUGCUAAUAAAAUAAUUAGUUAUUAGGUGUGUUUGG
Molecule: messenger RNA, 8709 nt
Organism: Mugil cephalus (flathead mullet)
Lineage: Eukaryota; Metazoa; Chordata; Actinopteri; Mugiliformes; Mugilidae
Gene: itpr3
Product: inositol 1,4,5-trisphosphate receptor, type 3
Exons: 59
Coding region: 348-8387 (2679 amino acids)
Biological process (GO): calcium ion transmembrane transport
Cellular component (GO): membrane; endoplasmic reticulum
Molecular function (GO): inositol 1,4,5 trisphosphate binding; inositol 1,4,5-trisphosphate-gated calcium channel activity
Source: RefSeq, a predicted model, not a curated record